Molecule: messenger RNA, 1331 nt
Organism: Sorghum bicolor (sorghum)
Lineage: Eukaryota; Viridiplantae; Streptophyta; Magnoliopsida; Poales; Poaceae
Exons: 4
Coding region: 260-751 (163 amino acids)
Source: RefSeq, a predicted model, not a curated record
ACCCAUUAAAAAGCACCCCAGAAGAAAGGCGCCUUUGCUUCCCUCUCGUAUCGUAGCGACGGCCUUUUCUUCUCCGCUCCGCUCAGACAAGCAGCAGCAACUUGCUCCUCUCGCCUCCUCUAGUUCUUCUUCCUUGUCUAGGAGUAGGAGUGUAGGAGUCGUCGUCUUCCUCCACGGGCACGGAGAAGGAGAAAGGAGGGAUAACACACACGCAUCCGCCGCCAUCGUUGCUUCUUCACGGCGAGCUAGUAUUAUAUUCAUGGAGCAGGGGCAAGGAGGGAGGAGGCGGCAGAUCCCGGCGUUCGGGAGGUGGAACCAGCACAGCGACGACGACGACGUGCCCAUCACGCACUACUUCGAGUCCGCGGUGCAGGCCGGCCUCCUCGUCAGGCCCGGUGGCCACUGCUACCACGCCGCCGCCGCCGGCGAGCUGGUGCUGUUCAGGUCCUCCGCCUCGCCGCCUCCACACAAGCCGGCCAAGAAGGUGCGGAGCACGACGACGAUGGAGAGUAACGGUCACCACCAGCAGCUUGAGGCGGGGAGCAGGAGGCAACCGCAGCGGCAGGAGGCGUUCGUGGCCGGCGACGGCGGGUCCCGCGCGGCGGCGAGGCCGAGGAGGCCGCGGGUCGUUAGGGCGGCGGUGGACGAGGACCUGUACAAGGUGCCUUCCGAUAUGCUGCGCAAGAAGAAAGGGAGGAAGCAUGUGAGGAGCAUGUGGAUGGGCUGCGUGGGCCUCAACUGCGUCGCCUGACCAGACACGACCCGACGGAGCUUCCGCCGUACCGGUAGCCUUUUCUUCCAGCUUUUUCGCGUCGCAUGGAAACAAGAGACACGACGACCCGGCGGCCAGGACGGACCAAUGUGCAUGCACAUCCAUCCAAAAGCCCAGCAACUAGCUGCUCCUGUUCCAUUCCAUCCACCGGACGAUCGUCAGUCACCACCACGUCGUCGUCGGACACACACCUUGCUGUGUGUCGUGCUCCAUGCACCGACGACGUCAGUCGUCACCUUCUUCCUGCUUGCCGUGUGGCCGUACGUGCUCUUGUUCCCGUUGGACACACAGCGAGUCCGUGUUGCUUGCACCCUGUGGACAACGCAAGAGCUAACGUGAUGCCUGCCGUCCGUCCAUCCGGAUGUCGCACAUGUACAUUAUUGCCUGUUGGUGUCAUGUACUUUACGUAUGGUAUAUGGGUAGCUGAUGAGUUUAUUGUGGGCGCGAGUUGUCUGUGGUCCAUUGUGGGCGCGUGUAUACAUCUACAUGCAUGCACUUUUCAGUUUAUUAUUUGGCGACAAGCUUUAAAAUAUACGUACUACGUUGUUAAAUGAUUAAA